AUGUCGGCACUUCAAAGAUCCCUACCACCCAUGCUGGUCCCGAAUUCAGUUCUUCUGACGGCCGCAUUCGCACAAAAAACAACGCAAGGCCUUCUUUCUGCCCUUGAAAAGCACAUUCCCAGACUACAAAACUUCUUCUUGGACAACAAUGGCAAGAUCCGAACAGCACUGGGCAUCGCGGUCGCACUCAACCUUAUUCGCUGGGCAAAUAGAUUCCUAAAUGACAUAGCGCGCAAUUCCUGGCGUGCAAGCCCCCCCAGCAACUUGAUCUGGUUCAAUGAGAUAGCCGUCGUCACCGGUGGCUCUGGCGGCAUCGGGAUGACUGUUGUUGACAAGCUUAUCAAGAAGGGUCUUGGCGUCGCAGUGCUUGACUUGAAAGAUCCACCCGAGGCCUUCAAAGACCAGCCUCGUAUCUUGUUCUAUAAGUGCGAUAUAACGAAGCCAGACGAUGUGGCAGCUGCUGCGAAGGAAAUACGCACCAGCAUCAGCCAUCCCACUAUCCUCAUUAACAACGCUGGUAUCUGUCGUCCUUGCCGUAUCCUAGAUGCUUCCGCAGAGGGACUGUUACAGACAUUUUCUGUCAACACUCUCGCGCACUGGUUUACUGUGCAACAAUUCCUCCCCGAUAUGAUCAAGAACAACAAGGGCCAUAUUGUCACCGUGGCGAGCGCAGCCUCCUUCCUCGCCUUGCCCCGGUGUAGUGAUUACUCCAGCAGCAAGUCAGCCGCCGGCGCGUUUCAUGAUGUGUUAGCAAGCGAGCUUAAGUACUUUUAUCAUGCGCCAAAUGUAAUCACUAGCGCAGUCCACACCCAGUUCGUCAGAGCACCCAUCAUUCAGGACAUCCAGAAGCGUUUUGACGAGGAGGGGCAGAACAUUCUCGAAGCCGAUUUCGUAGGCGAGAAAACUGUUGAGAGGCUGGAGAGCAAGAGGGGUGGCGUUUUGGUUCUUCCCGAGAGUCGGUCGUUUCUUUCUGCAGUUUCUGCUUGGCCGGCAUGGAUGCAAGGAAUAGUGCGAGACAAAUACGGACGUGCAUCGGCCAAGCGCAACGAAUGA
Molecule: messenger RNA, 1053 nt
Organism: Clonostachys rhizophaga
Lineage: Eukaryota; Fungi; Ascomycota; Sordariomycetes; Hypocreales; Bionectriaceae
Source: the annotation of a GenBank genome assembly